UCUUGAGCGAUACCUAAAGAUCUUCUUCUUUUUCUUUCAUCUCUGCAAGGUUUCGUUUUUUUUUUUUCCGAUGAAUUGAUUCGGAGUUCUGAUAUCUUAUUCAUCUCUGCAAGAUCCCUUUUCUUUUUUCAACUUAGGGUUUCCUUGAGAUUCAGAAUUCCAAAAAAAAAGAACCCUCUUUUACGAGGGAUCUUUUUUCCAAAGACUUAUGUUUUUUUUUCCUUUUGUCUUUGGUUUUAGUUUAAUGUUUGAUGCCCUAAGGGAAGGGACUACGACUACACAUUACAUGAUUGUGUCUGUCCGGUUUCUAACUUGGGGGAUAUUUGUCCGAUAUUAGGAAAAAGGAUUGGAGAUAAGAUAAUCAAUCUCUAUUGUCUUGCUGUGCUGACGACUGUGAAAAUUCGAUUUCUCUGCUAUGAUCAGUCUUUGUUAAAGGCUAGGACUAUGAUGUCCUGAGAAAAAAUCAAUUCUCUGCUUUAAACUAUACAAAAUUCAAUGUUCUGCGAAUUUGAUGGAGAAUAAAAGUCCUUUGUUAAAGCUCAAUUGUCCGAUUAAAAGAUAUCUUGCUGGAGCUGGGCCAGCAAGUUAAAAAAUUCAAUAUUCUGCUAUAGAGAAUACUUCAAUCUCUGCUAAGAUCAGCCUUUUAAGGCUUGUUCAAUGAUCUAUGUCCGAUUAAAAGAUGUGUUGUUGUAGCUGGGGCAGCAAGUUAUAUAUAAUUCAAUGUUCUGCUAUAGAGAAUACUUUAAUCUCUGCUAAGAUCAGCCUCUUUAAAGGCGUGUACAAUGAUGUCUGGCCAGUUAAAAGAUAUAUUGAUGGAGCUUGGCCAGCAUAGAUCAGCCUUUAAGGCUUGUAGUGUCUGUCCGAUUAAAAGAUGCAUUUUUGUAGCUGGGGCAGCAAGUUAAAAAUUCAAUAAUCUGCUAUAGAGAAGUAACUCUGCUAAAACAUAGACUUGGACUAUGAUGUCCUGAGAAAAUUCAAUUGUCUUCUUUAAUGGUUUUGUAAUGAGGGAAAGUUCAAUUGUCCGAUUAAAAGAUACUUUGUUGGAGCUGGGACAGCAAGUUAACAUUCAAUAUUCUGCUGUAUAGAGAGAACUUCAAUCUCUGCUAUGAAUCAGCUUUUGUUGGAGCUGGGACAAAAAUUUAACAUUUCAAUAUUCUGCUAUAAAGGAAUACUUCAAUCUCUGCUACGAUCAGUAAGGCUUGUACAAUGAUGUUUGUUCGAUUAACAAGAUGUCUUGUUGUAGCUGGGGCAGCAAGUUAAAAUUCAAUACUCUGCAAUAGAGAAUACUUCAAUCUCUGCUAUGAUCAGCCUUUCAGGCUUGUAAAAUGAUGUCUGUCCGAUUGAAAGAUAUGUUGUUGUAGCUGGGACAACAAGUUAAAAUUCAAUACUCUAACUAAGAUCAGCCUUUAAGGCUUUUACAAUGAUGUCUGUCUGCUUAAAAGAUGUUGUAGCUGCGGCAACAAGUUAAGAUUCAAUGUUCUGCUAUAGAGAAUACUUCAAUCUCUGCUAAGAUGAACCUUUACUAAGGCUUGAACAAUGAUGUCUCUAGAAAAUUCAGUUAUCUGCUUAUAUACAUCUCUCUGAGAUAUGACAUUCAAUAUUCUGCAAAUUUUUGGAGGAUAAAAUUUCUUUGUUAAGGCUUGUGUUAUGGCUUUGUAAGAUUGGAAAGCUCAAUUGUGGGUUUAAAAUAUAUAAUUUUGCUGGAGCUGGGACAGUAUGAUAGCAUUCAAUAUUCUGCUAUAGAGAAUACUUCAAUCUCUGCUAAGGUCAGCCUUUAUCAAGGUUUGUACAACAAUUUCAUGAGAUAUUCAGUUAUCUGCUUAAACUAUACAACUCAAUGUUCUGCUAAUUGAUGGAGAAAUAAAAGUACUUUAACAAGUUUAAUGGCUUUGAAAGGUUGCAAAGCUUAAUAGCCCGAUUAAGAGAUAUUUUGUUGGAGCUGAGACAACAUGUUAACAUUCAUAUAUUCUGCUCUAGAGAAUACUUCAAUCUCUGCUAUGAUCAACCUUUAUAAAGGCUUGGACAAUAAUGUCCUGAGAAAUUCAAUUAUCUGCUUAAAACUAUACACCUCGCUGUGAAAUUCAAUAUUCUGCAAAUUGAUGGAGGAAAAAAAGACAUGUUCUUGUGUAAUGGCUUUCUUAGAUUGGAAAGGUGAAUUGUCCAUUUAAAUAUGUUUUUGCUGGAGCUGGGACAGCAUGAUAACAAUCAUUAUUCUGCUAUAUAUAACUUCAAUCUCUGCUAAAACUUUCUUGUACAACGAUGAGAUAUUCAAUUAUCUGGAAACUGAUGGAGAAUGUUCUUUAAUAGGAGGACUUGUGUUAAACGGUGUUCUAAGGUUGGGAUCUCAACUAUACGUUUAAUGAUGGUUUGCUGGGGUUGGGACAGCAUGUUAUAACAUUCAGUGUUCUGCUUAUAUGGAGAAAAGUUAUGUCUGUCUCUCUUCUAGAGAUUGAAAACACAUUAUCUAGCUAAAGAAAAACUCUUGCUGGAGAUUGGAAUCUGGAUUGAAAACACAAUACCUUUUUAGAGAUUAGAAUCUCGAUAGUAAGAUAUUUUGCUGGAGCUGAGACAGCAGUUUAACUUUCAGUAUUCUGCUAUAGAGAAAACUUCAGUUUCUGCAUAAACAUAUCAGCCUUUAUUAAGGCCUGGACAACGAUGUCAUGAGAAAAUUAAUUAUCUGCUCAAAACUAGAUAUGAUUUGGAGAAAUGUUCUUUAAUAAAACUCGUCUUUAACGGUGUUCACAGAUUGAAAUCUCGAUUGUCCGUUUAUAGAUAGUCUACUGGGACAACAUGGUAACAUUCAAUGUUCUGCUCAUAUAUAGGAGGAUUGUCUUGUCUCUUCUAGAGAUCAGAAAUUCAAACAUCUGUUGAAACUCUAUCUUAAUCUGCAUAUUGAUGGAGACUAAAUGUCAUCUAAUAAAACUUGCCUAAUAAUAUAAGAGUGUCUGCUUAAGGUCUAAAGACAACAUGAUAACAUUCAAUGUUCUGCUUAUUAUACACAAGGAAAAAAAUGUUCUUAUAGGAAAAGGCUUGUCUGAAGAUUUUAUAAAGACCGGGAGUGUCAAUUGUCUGUUAAAAAAAACACUGUUCUGUUAUGAAUGUAAGCGCCGUUGCACCAGCACCAUCUACUACGAAGGCUACAUGUAACUGUAAGGGUGUACUCGUACACUUGUUUUUUGCUCUUUACACUGUCAAAGCCCCAAUAAUGCUGACGAGGUGCUAUUACUGAAAGAGAACGGAGACUAGUAUUUGUAAUCGCAGAGUCUUUGUCAAUUUAAUUAUCUAAUUUGAUUCCUCCUUUGGGCAUUACAAUGCAAAAACCAGUUCGUCAAAUGCUUAACUUUAUGAAACUAUAUCAUCGACCCUUCUCGUCGUCUCCCAACUCUGCUCUCCAGACCUUCCUUCCAAUCUCUCAACUAUGCUCUAACGGACGCCUUCGAGAAGCUUUACUGGAGAUGGUGAUGUUAGGCCCCGAGAUGGGAUUCCAUGAUUACGAUGCGUUGUUGAAUGCGUGUUUGGACAAAAGGGCUCUUAGAGAAGGUCAGAGAGUCCAUGCCCACAUGAUCAAAACCCGUUAUUCCCCCGCUACGUACCUCCGGACUCGUCUUCUCAUCUUCUACGGUAAAUGUGAUUGUUUGGAGGAUGCCCAGAAAGUGCUCGACGAAAUGCCUGAGAAGAACGUUGUUUCCUGGACUGCUAUGAUCUCGCGUUAUUCUCAAACUGGGCAUUCUUCUGAGGCUCUCUCUGUUUUUGCUGAGAUGAUGAGAUCAGAUGGCAAACCAAAUGAGUUCACUUUCGCUACUGUGCUCACCUCUUGUAUACGUGCUUCUGGGUUAGCUCUUGGUAAGCAAAUCCAUGGACUCAUAGUUAAGUGGAGUUACGAUUCUCACAUUUUUGUUGGGAGCUCUCUACUUGACAUGUAUGCCAAAGCUGGUCAAAUCGUAGAAGCUCGUGAGAUUUUCGAGUGUUUGCCUGAGAGAGAUGUUGUCUCAUGUACUGCUAUUAUUGUUGGAUAUGCACAAUUAGGUCUUGAUGAAGAGGCGUUAGAGACGUUCCAGAGACUGCUGAGUGAAGGGAUGAGUCCGAAUUAUGUUACCUACGCGAGUCUUUUAACUGCAUUAUCUGGACUUGCUUUGAUAGAUCAUGGCAAGCAAGCUCAUUGCCAUGUCUUGAGACGUGAACUUCCAUUCUACGCGGUCCUUGAGAAUUCGCUUAUUGAUAUGUACUCAAAAUGUGGGAAUCUCUCUUACGCUCGAAGGCUUUUUGAUAACAUGCCUGAGAGGACAGCGAUUUCAUGGAACGCGAUGCUUGUGGGAUAUAGUAAACAUGGUUUAGGAAGAGAAGUUCUUGAGCUUUUCAGAUUGAUGAGAGAUGAGAAGAGAGUGAAGCCUGAUGCAGUUACCCUUUUGGCUGUUUUGUCUGGUUGCAGCCAUGGGAAAAUGGAAGAGACAGGGCUUAGCAUAUUUGAAGGCAUGAUAGCAGGAGAUUAUGGGAUUAAGCCUGACACUGAGCAUUAUGGUUGCAUUGUUGAUAUGCUUGGCCGUUCUGGUAGGAUUGAUGAGGCAUUUGAGUUCAUCAAAAGAAUGCCAUCUGAACCAACUGCUGGUGUCUUGGGUUCUCUUUUAGGAGCUUGUAGGGCUCACUUAUCUGUAGAUAUUGGCGAAUCUGUAGGUCGUAAGCUCAUUGAGAUUGAACCAGAGAAUGCGGGUAACUAUGUCAUUCUCUCGAACUUGUAUGCUUCUGCAGGUAGAUGGGAAGAUGUAAACAAUUUAAGAGCUUUGAUGACGCAGAAAGCUGUUACGAAAGAACCAGGAAGAAGCUGGAUUCAACUAGAGCAAACCUUGCAUUACUUCCACGCAAAUGAUCGUUCUCAUCCAAGAAGACAAGAAGUAUUAGCUAAAAUGAAAGAAAUAUCGAUAAAAAUGAAGCAAGCUGGUUAUGUUCCUGAUCUUAGCUGUGUGUUAUAUGAUGUGGAUGAAGAGCAGAAGGAGAAGAUGUUACUUGGUCACAGUGAGAAAUUAGCCUUGACUUUUGGGUUGAUUGCUACUGGUGAAGGGAUUCCAAUUCGAGUUUUCAAGAAUCUUCGUAUAUGCGUUGAUUGUCACAACUUUGCUAAGAUCUUCUCAAAGGUUUUUGAACGAGAAGUGACCUUAAGGGAUAAAAACCGGUUCCAUCAAAUUGUCCGAGGAAUAUGUUCAUGUGGAGAUUACUGGUGAUUGGUGAACA
This is a messenger RNA of Camelina sativa (false flax), 5226 nucleotides long. The record is from RefSeq and is a predicted model, not a curated record. Lineage: Eukaryota; Viridiplantae; Streptophyta; Magnoliopsida; Brassicales; Brassicaceae.